Molecule: messenger RNA, 1568 nt
Organism: Aphanomyces invadans
Lineage: Eukaryota; Oomycota; Saprolegniomycetes; Saprolegniales; Verrucalvaceae
Exons: 8
Coding region: 86-1324 (412 amino acids)
Molecular function (GO): protein binding
Source: RefSeq, a predicted model, not a curated record
CGCUGAUUGGUGGAGCGCCGUUGGAGGAGCCGCCGACGUCGAAACGUGAACGACCCGCGUCAAGCAGCAGCAGGAGGGGAGGACCAUGGACGCCCCACGCGACAUUGAUUUGAACGAAGAAGAUGACGAGAUGAUCUUGGAAGACGAAGUUACGCAAGAGUACGACUUGGGCGACAUGCCAGAUGACGAAGACGACGACGAUAUGGACAUGGGCGAUGAAAACGAAGCGGAAGUCACGGCAGAAGUCGUUGAUGACGCUCGCCUGGUGUUCCGAGGCCACACCGGACCUGUGUAUGCUCUUGCGUUACACCCUUUGGACAAGAGCAUCGUGCUGAGCGGUGGCGGGGACGAUGUCGGUCUCAUCUGGAGCCUCGACGACUUGUCCGUGAAGCAUGUGCUCAAAGGUCACGAAGAUUCCGUGGUAGCAGUUGGCUUUAGCUGCGACGGAACGUACGCCGCCACUGGCGGGUAUGACGGCGUCGUCAAGAUCUGGGUCGUUCAGACGGGUGCCCUCGUCCACACGUUGGACGGUCCUUCUCAGGAAAUCGAGUGGAUCAAAUGGCACAACAAGGGCAACGUGAUUCUCGCGGGGUCAGCUGACGGUACGGCGUGGAUGUGGCUUGCCGCGACCGGCGAGUGCAUGCACGUGUUUGCCGGCCACGAAGACUCGGUCACAUGCGGCGCCUUCACGGGAUCCGGGAAAAUGAUUGUGACCGGGUCGGCGGACUCCACCGUCCGGCUGUGGAACCCCAAGACCGGGGAAUGCAACCACGUCUUUCGAGGACAGGAGUUCCAUGAAGGCCCGAUCUGCGACGUUGUAUGCCAUCCCAAACAACCUGUCAUGAUCUCGUGCGCCCAAGACGGCACUGCGCGCCUCCUCCAGCUUCAAGGCAAGCGCCAACUCGCCGUUUUUGUCCAUGGCGUGUCGGAUGCCGCUCGCGGCACUGUCACGGACGACGAAGGCGGCGCCGUGAGCUCGGUGGAAUGCGCUGGGUUUUGCAAUACCUUGAACUGGGCUGCGACGGGCGACCUUGGUGGCGAACUGCGCAUUUGGGACUUGGCCACGUACCAGUGCCGCCACAUUUGCCGACAUGAAGCUGGCGUGAUCAAGCUGCUGUGGCAUCCCACCGAGCCGUUUGUGUACACGGUCACGACCGAUGGAGCGAUCCACGUGUGGGACGCUCGCAACGGCGAGCUGCAGAAGCGAUUGACGGGCCACACGGAAAUGAUUCUGGGAGCCGAGUUUGUCGUGCGCCAAGGUCUCACAACAGACCUUGUCACGGCCAGCGAAGACGAAUCCGUGCGGAUAUUCACGCUCAACUAAGCCCGUCCGAGACGUUCGUCGACCAAUCUACCCCUGUAAAGAAACGUCUCAUUUCGACGCGAUUUCAUCUCCCCCGCUUGUCUCCACACCACCCCUCGUGCAUUCAAAGCACACAUGGCGAUAUCGUGUUUGUGUCGACCACCGACCGACUCGACCCACUUGAAGGCGCACCGUUGUCACUUGUGCACGUGCUAACUUGGCCCAUAACCAAUCUCCGCAGCCUUCUAGGGCGACUUUUCGUUUC